GUGUUUGUGCAGCGGAAGCGGAAGCGGUGCGCUGACCGUGUUUCUCCAGUGUGAUGAUGGCCGAUUUUGAUCACGAUCAGGUUGAUUUUCUGCGCGAGCGGCACGUGCGAUUUUUUCAGCGCUGCCUGCACGUGCUGCCCGAGAGAUACGCGCCCUACGAGACCAGCAGGUUGACUAUUGUGUUCUUCUCUCUGUCGGGUCUGGAUGUUCUUGAUGCGCUGGAUGUCGUGGACAAGCCCAGUUUGAUUGAGUGGAUUUAUUCGCUGCAGGUUCUUCCCACUGAAGACAAGUCCAAUCUCAGGCGCUGUGGCUUCCGCGGAUCCUCGCACAUCGGCGUUCCCUACAACACCUCAAAGGGUCCCGGUUCUCCUCAUCCGUACGACAGCGGUCACGUGGCGAUGACCUACACGGGUCUGGCGUGUCUGAUUAUUCUGGGUGACGAUCUGAGUCGAGUCAAUAAAGACGCUUGUCUGGCGGGAUUGAGAGCGCUGCAGCUGGAGGACGGCAGUUUUUAUGCUGUUCCAGAGGGAAGUGAGAACGACAUGAGGUUUGUGUACUGCGCUGCCUGCAUCUGCUACAUGCUGGAUGACUGGUCAGGAAUGGACUGCCAGAAAGCCAUCGAUUACAUCAGGAGAAGCACAUCGUAUGACAGCGGGAUCGGUCAGGGAGCUGGACUAGAGUCUCACGGCGGGUCCACGUUCUGUGCCAUUGCGUCUCUGUGCAUGAUGGGAAAGUUGCAGGAGGUUUUCAGCGAGCGAGAGCUGAACCGAAUCCGGCGCUGGUGCAUCCUCAGACAGCAGAACGGCUUCCACGGCCGUCCCAACAAACCUGUGGACACCUGCUACUCAUUUUGGGUUGGAGCAGCGCUGGAGCUCUUAGACGUGUUCCAGUAUACCAACUUCGAGAAGAACCGGAACUACAUUCUGUCCACGCAGGACCGUUUGGUGGGCGGUUUCGCUAAAUGGCCCGACAGUCAUCCAGACCCUCUUCACACGUACUUUGGCAUCUGCGGCUUGUCUCUGAUCGGAGAAGCGGACCUGCGGAAGGUGCAUCCGGCACUGAACAUCAGCAUGCGGGCGUUCGAGUGUCUGCGGCAGCUGCACGGCUCAUGGAGGCAGAAGUGCACGUGACGACGGAUGGACAGAUGGACCGCCAGCGCCUCUGAUUCCUCAGCAAUAGAGCCAACGUGAGCGCUCAAAUACGCGCUGAUGAAUAAAUGAUCGCAUCCAGCGUAAUCAAUUAUUAAAGGUAAAACUGUCGCUCUUUAGUCGUAGGCCACAAGUUUGUUUUGUCCCCGGCACGUCUGCCACAUUCAUCCUUCCUCUUCAGUGUUUUUUUUUUUAUUAUUAGUUUAUGCCUUACAGACGGAGGAGGCGCUUGCGGUGACGCUCGUGAUGAGCUGUUCCUGGACUAAUAUGCACCGUUUAUCCUUGUUUUACGCUUUAUAUAUAUUUUCAUUUCUUAUUCUUUUUGUGAAAUCAUCGUCCUCUCUUGAAUGUGCCUCAGAUGUCUUUAGGAUGUGACGCUGUAUGCUAUAUACACACGUGGCAUCUCCACUUAAGACACUUGAAUGUGUGUUUCAAGGAUCAAAUAAUGAAAUUAUUUUUUCAAUACUGUUAUGUCAAGUGUAGAAGUGACAGUCACACUGCUCGUAUUUUAUUAUGAUGUAAAGUUCAAGUGCUGAAACGAUGGACUGCGAGUGUCAAUAAAUGAAGAGUUUUAUCAUGUCCGAGAGAUAAAUGUUUAUGACGCUGCUGGUGAGACACACGUAUUUAAUAACAGUCAAAUAAAAGAAUGAGGUUUUCA
This is a messenger RNA of Labeo rohita (rohu), 1806 nucleotides long. It is a transcript of the gene pggt1b, whose product is annotated as protein geranylgeranyltransferase type I, beta subunit. Gene Ontology annotation, molecular function: CAAX-protein geranylgeranyltransferase activity. Gene Ontology annotation, cellular component: CAAX-protein geranylgeranyltransferase complex. The coding region runs from base 54 to 1130 and encodes 358 amino acids. NCBI's taxonomy places the organism in Eukaryota, Metazoa, Chordata, Actinopteri, Cypriniformes, Cyprinidae. The record is from RefSeq and is a predicted model, not a curated record. The transcript has 9 exons. Gene Ontology annotation, biological process: protein geranylgeranylation.